ACAUAUCGUAAUGUUGCCUCUGUGCCAUUAACCUUGUGAUCAUCUCCUGGCUCCGCGCGGCUGUUUUGCGGCUCCAUUAGGACGUUGGCAGCCUCUCCCAGGUCUCGCAAGAACCAUGAGGACUAGGGGCUGGUUUCUCCAACUACUCCUGCUGCAGCACAGUGCUUCCCAUGUCCUACACUGGACAUACAGAGAAGGGGAAUUGGACGAAGCCCACUGGGGAAACCAUUUUGCGGAUUGCCUGGGGAAGCGCCAGUCCCCUAUCAAUAUUCAGAAGAGGCAUGUCAAAUACAAUCCAGAACUGGAGCCAUUUGACUUCGUGGGUUAUGGAGGGCCGUUGCAUGGAAAUUUCACAAUGAUCAACAACGGGCAUUCCGUGCAAAUAGACCUACCUUCAUCCAUGGGCAUCAUCAAAGGGCUUCCUGGGGUCUUCACAGCUAUCCAGUUCCAUUUUCAUUGGGGAGGAUUGGAUCUUGAGGCCAGUGGUUCUGAACAUACAAUUGACGGAAUGCGAUACAUUGCUGAACUGCACAUUGUCCACUACAAUUCAGGCAGAUAUUCAAGUUUUGAAGAAGCGAAGGAUAAGCCCGACGGAUUGGCGGUCCUGGCUUUUCUAUAUGAGGAGGGGAAUUUAGAAAACACUUACUACAGCAAUUUCAUUGCCAGCUUGGCCAAAAUCAGGUUUGCAGGGCAGUCCACCGUGCUGCACACCCUUGACAUCUUGUCCCUGUUGCCUGAAAACCAUGCAAAUUUCUACAGAUACCCAGGCUCUCUUACUACACCCCCCUGUUCAGAGACUGUGAUCUGGACUAUAUUUGACUCACCCAUCAAGCUGUCCCAUGCACAGAUUAGGAUACUGGAGAAUGCUUUACUUGACUGGAAGAACAACACCUUGAGGAACGAUUACCGCCGCGCCCAACCCCUCAACAGCAGGGUGGUUGAAUCCUCUUUCCACGUCAAACUUGCUGAAGAAUUUUGCCACCCAGAAACCUUCACUUUGAGACUGGACGAAAUACAGACCCAGCUUCGGGAAAUGAAGAAGUAUCUUGUGGAUGUCAUGAGCAAGCCUGGUGGCAGUUCAGGCUCGUUCCAGGCUUUUUACUUCCCCUCUGAGAACGUCGGCAGCUACGUUGAGGUCCGUCCCCUGCUAGAGAUGAAUUUCCAUACCUUCACACUUUGCUUCUCGUCCCAGCACCAUAACCGAGGGACCCAAACUGUGCUCCACUAUUCCACCCAGGACAGGGAAAAAGAAUUGGUGGUCACAGUGGGCUCAGCUGUGGGCAUUUGGAUUGGAGAUCAAUCUCUGCUAUUUAACCUGCAUCAUAAGUCUGUGGAGUGGUUGCACCAGUGCAUUACUUGGAACUCACACACUGGGAUUGUAAAUCUGUGGGUCAAUGGAGCUGAAAGCACAGGCAAGAGUAUCGAAAAGGGUCACGUGAUCCAAAAGGGCGGGACACUCAUCCUUGGCAAGGAGAAGAAUUUGCUGUUUGAUGUUUUCUCCAAUGGGUUUUCUGGUUGGCUGAGCCACCUCAACCUCUGGAAUCGUGUCCUUGGCCAGUCAGACCUUGAGAAACUCACCCUUUGCAAGAAUGGUGUUGAGAAGGGAAACGUCAUCGCGUGGGGGGAGACGCACAUGACGAUGUUCGGGGGAGUGGUUUUGGACAUGGACAGCAGCUGCAAAUAAUACUCAUUUUAAAAAACAGUGGCCUUGGAAAUUGUUGCUGGUGAAACCACUGACAAAAUAUUGUGUUUAUUUUUUCUGUAUGCUAUAAAAAGGGCAGGUUCCUUCUC
Eublepharis macularius is the source of this 1791-nucleotide messenger RNA. RefSeq names its product carbonic anhydrase 6 (gene CA6). Bases 116 to 1684 code for a protein of 522 amino acids. NCBI's taxonomy places the organism in Eukaryota, Metazoa, Chordata, Lepidosauria, Squamata, Eublepharidae. The transcript is spliced from 10 exons. Gene Ontology annotation, molecular function: zinc ion binding; carbonate dehydratase activity. The record is from RefSeq and is a predicted model, not a curated record.